ACUGUCAAGUCAACAGCUUCAAUGUCAUGUCAUUCAACAGCAUUCCUUAAAAUUGCAUUUUGAAUACACAUGAAUGAAACUUAUUAGAACAUAUUUAACAAAUUGAUUUUUGGAAAAAGUAAAUGAUAAAAUAUUGUUAAAUUAAAUAGUAAACUUCAUUAUAUUUGUCUCCAUAACAAAAAAUCACGAUGUCUACUGAAGAAGAACCAACUGACUUGGACUGGGUGCAACUACGUCGUGAUAUGAACACUGCAGCUGUGAAUGUUGAAUCAACCAAACAGAAGUUUGAAAGAAAGUUUUCAGAAAAUCCAUUUGUACCUAUAGGAUGUUUAGCUACAGCAGGAGCUCUUUCAUAUGGUCUAUGGUGUUUCCGAACUGGGAAAACUAAAAUGUCACAGCAAAUGAUGCGUCUUAGAAUUGUAGCGCAAGGCUUCACUAUCACUGCACUUGUGGUUGGAGUAAUGAUGACUGCAGGAAAAAACAUAUAAGUAAUGGAGGAAGCUCAAAGAAAAGUAUGGCAAUUCUACCAGAGUUUUAAACUAAUGUUAAAGAAAUAUAUUCAUUUAGAUUAGAUAUGUAGUAAAUAAUAUUUUAAUUGACA
Messenger RNA from Amyelois transitella, 601 nucleotides. Its product is annotated as HIG1 domain family member 2A, mitochondrial. Gene Ontology annotation, cellular component: mitochondrion. The coding region runs from base 189 to 488 and encodes 99 amino acids. NCBI's taxonomy places the organism in Eukaryota, Metazoa, Arthropoda, Insecta, Lepidoptera, Pyralidae. The record is from RefSeq and is a predicted model, not a curated record. Gene Ontology annotation, biological process: mitochondrial respirasome assembly. The transcript is spliced from 2 exons.